Molecule: messenger RNA, 3460 nt
Organism: Carassius auratus (goldfish)
Lineage: Eukaryota; Metazoa; Chordata; Actinopteri; Cypriniformes; Cyprinidae
Product: myotubularin-related protein 9-like
Exons: 11
Coding region: 98-1747 (549 amino acids)
Biological process (GO): negative regulation of autophagy; phosphatidylinositol dephosphorylation
Cellular component (GO): cytoplasm
Molecular function (GO): protein phosphatase binding
Source: RefSeq, a predicted model, not a curated record
UGGCGAUACUGAUUAAUAUUAGCUCGCGGUCAAAUCCAACAAAGGAGUGGAAACGAGGAAGUAGAGGGGUCAGGUUUCUUGUACCUCUCUAAACAUCAUGGAGUUUGCUGAGCUGAUCAAAACCCCUCGUGUGGAUGGGGUGGUCCUCCACCGCCCCUUCAUGCCCACUGUGGAGGGAACUCUGUGUCUGACGGGACAUCACCUCAUCUUGUCUUCUCGGCAGGACAACACUGAGGAGCUCUGGCUGCUUCACGCUAACAUUGACUCUAUUGAGAAGAGGUUUGUCGGAUCACUGGGAACUAUUAUUGUAAAGUGUAAGGACCUGCGGGUGAUUCAGCUGGACAUACCUGGCAUGGAGGAGUGUCUUAAUAUCGCCAACUCAAUUGAAGCUCUCUCCACGCUGGACUCGGUGUCCCUGAUGUAUCCGUUCUUCUAUCGUCCUCUGUUUGAGGUCAUUGAGGAUGGAUGGCAGUUGUUCGUUGCAGAGGAGUCUUUCAAAGAUCUGGAGUCUAUGACAGAUGAAUGGAGACUGAGUGAGGUAAAUAAAGACUUCCGCGUGUGUCCCUCGUACCCGUCCUUUCUGACUGUGCCCAAAGACAUCGAUGAUGAAAGUCUCUGCAAAGCUGCUUCCUUUCGCCACGGAGGCCGUUUCCCUGUGCUCAGUUACUACCACAAGAAAAAUGGCAUGGUGAUGAUGCGAGCAGCACAGCCACUGAUAGGAACCAAUGGACGCCGCUGCAAAGAGGACGAGAAACUGAUCAAUGCCACGCUUUGCGCGGGGAAGAGAGGUUACAUCAUCGACACGCGGACUAUAGCUGUAGCGCAGCAGGCUAAAGCUCGUGGAGGAGGAUUUGAACAGGAAGCCAACUACCCUCAGUGGAGGAGGAUCCAUAAAGCCAUUGAGAGGUCUAAUGUUCUGCAGGACAGUCUGAUAAAGCUGGUGGAGGCGUGCAACGAUCAGUCACACAGCAUGGACCGCUGGCUCAGUAAACUUGAAGCGUCCAACUGGCAGAGUAAUGUUAAGGAAAUCCUCACAACGGCCUGCCUGGCUGCACAGUGCAUUGACAGGGAAGGGGCGUCAGUGCUGGUUCAUGGCACAGAGGGCACUGAUUCAACACUGCAGGUCACGUCUCUCGCCCAGAUCAUCCUCGAUCCGACAUGCAGAACCAUCCGUGGCUUUGAGGCGCUGAUUGAGCGAGAGUGGUUACAGGCCGGUCACCCGUUCCAGCAGCGUUGUGCACAGUCUGCAUACUCAAACGGGAAGCCCCGAAGUGAAGCGCCUGUGUUCCUGCUCUUCCUGGACUGUGUGUGGCAGAUUCUGCGGCAGUUCCCUUGCUCCUUCCAGUUCAACGAGAACUUGCUGAUCAUGCUCUUCGAGCAUGCCUAUGCCUCACAGUUUGGCACCUUCCUUGGAAACUGCGUGGCCGAGAGGGUGAAGCUGCAGCUGUCUCAAAAAACUGUUUCUUUAUGGUCGUGGGUGAACAGACCUCAGGAGCUGCAGCGAUUUCUCAACCCACUGUAUGAGCCCAAUAACCUGGUCAUCUGGCCGUCUGUGGCUCCCCAGAGCCUGCUUCUGUGGGAGGGGGUAUUCCUUCGCUGGAAUCGCUCUACAAAGUGUUUGGACGAGGCCUGUCAGGAGAUGGUCCAUAUUAUAGAGUACAACAAGGAGCUGCAGAACAAAGUGAACAGCCUGCGCAGGCAGCUGGCCCAGCUCGAGACGGAGGACGGCCCCCUGCAGACACCAUAGGACGUCACCAGAAUGGUAUCCUUCUGAUUUGCCAUUUCUGUCUUACUGAAAUAAGUCUCAUGCUCGUGUAUCUACACUCCUCUGAUCGUACUCUUUCUUUCCGUCUCCAUUGGUCUUCAAUGGAUUCUUCCACUAGAUCUGCUGCACUAUUAAUAUAUCAUUGUAGUUUUCUUCCUUAAACACUAUGCCUCACUUGUCCUUAUUAUAAUGUGCUUCAUGUAAAACACUUUAAACUGAUUAGCAGGUUGUGAUAUGGAUGACAUUUAUUACAGAUUGUACAAUGGUGCUUUGGUUUACAUGUUCUCAUAGAAAAGGGACUGCUGAUGUGCCAUUUUAUUAUUAUUAUUUUUUUUUUUACGUCGUGUGCCAUGAAGUGUAAUAGAAAGCACAAUUAUAAAAUAAAACAAAAGGGAAAAUACUGGACUGACUAUCAGAUGCUGGAAAUAGCAUUUGAAUCAAACACAGGUGGUUUACAUGGUCUUACAUGAUCCCUAACACUGACAACACUGACCACAUGAUCUAAGAGAGAGUUCACCCAAAAAUACUGUCCAAGAUGUAGAUUAAUUUGUUGCUUCAUCAGAGAAAAUGUGGAAAAUUUUAAAAGUACAGCACUUGCACACCAGUAGAUCCUCUGCAGUGAAUGGGUGCCGCCAGAAUGGGAGUUCAAACAGCUGAUUAAAAACAUCACAAUAAAACACAAGCAAUCCACAUGCCUCCAGUUCAUCAAUUUAUAACCUGUGAAAAGAAAGAGGUUUUUUUUAAUUGCACCAUCACUACCCAAAAUACCAGUCCAUAAACCAUAAUAAUGCUUGUGGGUAAUUUAGUUUUCUUUUUAUCAGCCUUUUGAACUCUCAUUCUCACAGCAACCAUUCACAGAGGAUGUACUGCUGAACAAGUUUUGCAAGUGUUAAGGAACAAACUCGUCUACAUUUAGGAUGGUCUGAGAGUGAGUACAUUUUCAGCAGAUUUGCAUUUUUGGGUGAACUGUUCCUUUAAGAAAUUGCCAAAAGUGGCAAUUUUUGCUUUACAAAUGUAAGAUUGUCUGUGCGCAGGUAAUAUUCUUAUUUAUAUAAAGAUAUUUAGUAUAUAGUUUUAAAAUCCAGAUUUCUGUUUCUGAAUGUCAAAAAACAACCCUUGGAAAUCUUGUUACAUAAUGUUUUUUUUUUAUAUAUAUGAACAUCUUUAUUAGGACACGCACAGCAGUUGUUUAGAAACAUCUAAAAAUAAAGCCCACUGGGAUUAUUGAAGUUUCUAUUGCAUUCCUUCCAGUUCUCUACAGUUGUCAUGAGCAUGGUCUGUAGACAGAAGGUGUUUGCUGCAAAAUCUCAUAAUGUGCUAUUAAAGGUUUUUGGGUCCAUUUGUUUCAUAAAUAUCUGAAUAUUUAAAUCCAGUGUGUAGGGACUCCUGUGGCAUAUAUAGGUCAUUUUAAUAUUCCACUGGGUUCUUGCCAUCAAAUUAAUUUCUCGUGGCACUUAUGAAUGUGUCUUGGUUUAAGGCAGGUUUGGAUACUGGGGAUAGACAUUCAAUUGUUGUUUUUGUUAAUGCACUAUUUCUUUUUAUUUCUUCUGGCUCUUCAGUUGCAUCAUCUGACAUGCAUUAUUAAGAUUCAUUGUAAAAUUGUCUGUACAGUGUCAUGCCUUGCUUUACAAAAUAUUGAUUAAAUGUGUAACUGACGUAUGUUAUGUUCUGUGGGCAUUAAAUUUGUUUAAUGUA